AUGUUUGACUUCUGCAGAUGUUUCUUUAUCCUUCUUCUCUGUCACCUGACAAUUGGCUCUGUUUCUUACAAAGAGAAAGACUUCCUGGCCAAUCUCACCUUGAAGUACGACCCCAAGAUCCGCCCCGUCUUAGAUGGUUCCAAGUCGACAGUAGAAGACACAUCUUUAGAUCUUGAAACGUAUAAAGAAAACGGAGAAUUUCACCUUUUCAGUUCAUCAAUUGAACUGCAGGAAUUCAAGGUUUACAAUAACAGUCAAGAAUGGAUAAAAGUGACCUUGGUUCUGCAAAGACGACCUAUGUUCUACAUCCUCAACAACAUCCUGCCCGUUGUGUUCCUGUCCUUCCUUAACACCUUCGCCUCCCUGCUGCCCGAGGAGAGCGGAGAGAAGAUGUCCCUGUGUGUCUCCAUCCUGUUGUCAUAUGCAGUGUUUCUCACCCUCAUCAACUCCUACCUACCAGCAAACUCCGACCACCUGUGUUUCUUCAGUGUCUAUGUCACCCUGCUUGUGUUAAUCAGCACGCUCACGUGCCUUGUCACAAUCUUCAUUCUGGUAUUUCACUCUCAUCUUCAAAGGGACAUGGAUAGUCCAAGAUGGCUUCCAAUUGCUUGGGGAUCAGACAGCAAAGUUGGGACGACUGAACCACGGGUUAAGAAUGACGAUGUAGCUCCAUACCAAUCAGAUGUGAAAGACAAAGCAAACAAGAAGUUAGACAUGAAGGAUGCGACAAUCACCAAAUGUAACAAGGUGGCAUUUGGGACGUUCUUCACACUCACAAUUCUUGUUAAUCUGAUAUUUUUCAUCAGCGUAUCUCUAUGA
Messenger RNA from Haliotis rufescens (red abalone), 819 nucleotides. RefSeq names its product neuronal acetylcholine receptor subunit alpha-6-like. The record is from RefSeq and is a predicted model, not a curated record. Gene Ontology annotation, cellular component: neuron projection; synapse; membrane. Gene Ontology annotation, molecular function: transmembrane signaling receptor activity; neurotransmitter receptor activity; extracellular ligand-gated monoatomic ion channel activity. Gene Ontology annotation, biological process: nervous system process; chemical synaptic transmission; signal transduction. Bases 1 to 819 code for a protein of 272 amino acids. The transcript is spliced from 2 exons. Lineage: Eukaryota; Metazoa; Mollusca; Gastropoda; Lepetellida; Haliotidae.